UAGAGUUAGAGAUUAAUGCGUGUAUAAAAAUAACGGAUUCCGUCUAUCUAUUACAUUCAUAGGACGCACGGCAAAAUGGCUUUCCGCGUGGUUUGGGCUUGUGUUUUCUUCACUGGUGCGGUAUUCGCUGCGACAGUUCCGCAGCGUAUAGUUGGAGGAGAUCCUACGACUAUCGAAUAUUACCCCUCGAUAGUCCAGUCAGAAAACUUGAUGAUUGGAACCGAGUUUUGGUCGCAGAGUUGUGCCGGUAAUAUUCUCACCUCCACAUACAUUUUGUCGGCUGCCCACUGCUUCUCUGGCACGUUAUACGCCCCAAGCCGUCGCCGUAUAAGGGCUGGAACGACUUACCGCAACAAUGGUGGUCAAGUGGUGAACGUCCAACAGGAGUUUAACCACCCCUCGUACAGAGUGAAUGCGAGCCGCGGUCUAGACGGUGACAUCACCGUGGUGCGGCUUGAGUCACCUCUCGUCUAUAACCCUGUGGUGCAGCAAGGAACGAUUAUUGCGGCCAAUACCGCGAUACCUGAUGGCACCCCUGUUAUUCAUGCUGGAUGGGGUGCGACUCAGUUCCAAGGAGCAGCGUCUCCUGUGCUUCGUGACGUUACCAUCUACACGGUAAACAACGACUGGUGCAGAACCCGCUAUUUAGAGCUGCCACAGCCCGGAAUUGUCACCGAGAACAUGAUUUGCGCUGGUAUCCUCGGAGAAGGUGGCAAAGAUGCUUGCCAAGGUGAUUCCGGCGGUCCUUUGUACUAUAACAGCGCUGGAAAUAAUAUAAUUGUCGGUGUGGUGUCGUGGGGUCACCAAUGCGCCAACGGGUCCUUCCCCGGGAUCAGCGCUGCGGUUUCUCCUUACACUAACUGGAUUAUCGAAACUGUCUCUUCUUAAAGUAUUUUUUGGUUAACAAUAAACAAAAAGAACAUCCAG
Molecule: messenger RNA, 927 nt
Organism: Hyposmocoma kahamanoa
Lineage: Eukaryota; Metazoa; Arthropoda; Insecta; Lepidoptera; Cosmopterigidae
Product: trypsin, alkaline C-like
Exons: 4
Coding region: 76-888 (270 amino acids)
Biological process (GO): proteolysis
Molecular function (GO): serine-type endopeptidase activity
Source: RefSeq, a predicted model, not a curated record